UAGAGCGCAGCAGGCAUCGGCUGACAGGAGCUCUAAGAUCUCCAGAUCGCGGCGGCUGGAGCCGGGGCGAGGCGGCUGGCCUCCAGCUCGUGUCCCCGCGUCCCCGGCCCGCGAGGUUUCAGGGCCGCGCUGGGGCAUGGAAGAAGGGAAGAUGGACGAGAAUGAAUGGGGUUAUCACGGUGAAGGCAACAAGAGCCUGGUGGUGGCCCACGCGCAGCGCUGUGUAGUGCUGCGUUUUCUGAAGUUUCCUCCCAAUAGGAAGAAGACCUCAGAAGAGAUAUUCGAGCAUUUGCAGAACAUAGUGGACUUUGGCAAAAAUGUCAUGAAAGAGUUUUUGGGGGAGAAUUAUGUUCACUGUGGGGAAGUUGUUCAGCUGCCUUUAGAGUUUGUGAAACAGCUGUGUUUAAAGAUACAGUCUGAAAGACCAGAGUCUCGUUGUGACAAGGACUUGGACACGCUCAGUGGUUAUGCAAUGUGCCUUCCCAACUUAACCAGACUUCAGACCUACCACUUUGCAGAGCACCGGCCGAUUCUGUGCGUAGAGAUCAAGCCAAAAUGUGGGUUUAUUCCUUUCUCUAGUGAUGUUACCCACGAGAUGAAGCAUAGGGUGUGUCGUUACUGCAUGCACCAGCACCUCAAGGUGGCAAGUGGAAAGUGGAAGAAGAUAAGUAAAUACUGUCCCCUCGACCUCUACUCGGGAAACAAACAGCGUAUGCACUUUGCCUUGAAGAGUCUGCUGCAGGAGACGCAGAAUAACUUGAGGAUAUUUAAGAAUGGUGAGCUGAUCUAUGGUUGUGGUGAUGCCCGGAGCCCUGCGGCUGACCUGAAGGACCUCGCUCAUCACCUGAAGCCCUUCUUCUUCCCUUCCAAUGGCCUGGCUAGUGGGCCUCAGUGUACUCGGGCUGUGAUCCGGGAGCUGGUACAUGUUAUCACGUGGGUGCUGCUGAGCAGCUCAGAAAAAGGCCGAGCGGGUACCCUGAGGCCCAGGCUGCGAGGCCCACGUGUCUGUGAAGCCAGCCCUUUCAGCAGGAGUCUGAACCGCCAAGGAAAAAACACCUCAGAGCACUCGGGGUUACCGAAGGGCUGUCUUCUAUACAAAACCCUCCAGGUGCAGAUGUUGGACCUGCUGGACAUCGAAGGCCUCUACCCUCUGUACAACCGGGUUGAGCGAUACCUGGAGGAGUUUCCUGAGGAGAGGAAAACGUUACAAAUAGAUGGGCCUUACGAUGAAGUGUUUUACCAGAAGCUGCUGGAUCUGUCCACUGAGGACGAUGGGACGGUGGCCUUCGCAUUAACAAAGGUGCAGCAGUACCGAGUAGCCAUGACCGCCAAGGACUGCUCCAUCAUGAUUGCCCUCUCUCCUUGUCUGCAGGAUGCAAGCUCUGAUCAAAGGCCUGUCGUCCCCUCAUCGAGGUCCCGGCUGGCCUUCUCUGUGUCUGUGCUAGACCUCGACCUCAAGCCCUACGAGAGCAUUCCUCACCAGCACAAACUGGACAGCAAGAUAGUCAACUAUUACUCAAAGACUGUGCAUGCCAAAGACGAUGCUGUGAGGCCGACUCGGUUCAAGGAACGUGACGACUGCACAUUAGUUCUCCAUAAGGUCUAACUUUUUCCUCCUGCAGUGUCUUUGAAACUUGAAUGUGAAGGUUGAAUGACAGAGCAAUUUUUCUGUUGUGUUGGGUGAUUUGGCUAUGAAUGUUUUGCUUUUAACCCCUGUUGAGAUGAAAUUGCCUCUUGGAAACAAGGAAUUGAAGAGCACUAGAAACAUCUUCCAUGACGUGAGUACUGUGUCCCAGGAAGCCGCCCAUGUUCUUACAAUGGAAGUGUCCGUUAAGCCCUGGGGGAGACAUCCUGGGUAGUUCUUCCUUCCAACCAGGGCUCGUGUCUAAUUCUCUCAUGCGAAAAGCCUUAUUUUUAAGACCCAAGGUUUGGAUCUACCAUCAGACUGUUGACAAAGAAACUUGAAUUGUCACGAGCAUCUUAUAGUUUGGAUUUUUUGAGGAAACAUGGAUACUACUGGAACUUUCCCAGCUCUUACUGGUCAUUGUUUCAAUGCAAGCCACACAUCAGCACAGGCUUUUUUUUUUGGGGGGGGGGGGGAGAAUCCCUGCUGCAGAGAGGGGUCAGGGUUAACGUGGAUCUCAGUUCUGAGUGGUCUAGACUCAGGGUCCCUGUGGAGGUACCAGAGCCCAUAGCUCUGUUGAGGGGCAGCAGGGAGCACAAGACUCAGGUCAGGACGGACGCCACUCACAUGAGCAUUGACUUUGGUUUUGCUUUGUGACUUUUUUCUUUGACUCUAGAGGGAGGUUCUUCCCUACCUGAAACUGCUGCUGUAGAAGCUGGAGGCAGGAGCCGUAGCUCGCCGCGCACGGUGGGUGUGCUCCGCAGCCCAGCGUUGGCCUGCCUCGCUGCUGUCUUGGGGGCUGAGGAACAAGCCACACUCCUCCCUCUGGUUUGCCCUGAGGCAUGUCGGGUGUGUGGCCCAGGGCCACUGUUCCCGGCUGGGCUGCUGAGGGCUCCUAGCUGGCGCCUAGAGGAUUCUUGUUGGGGUCACCAAAAGUGUGCCUGGCUGCUAUGAAAUCAUUGGGAAUCUUGGCUUCAUUUUUUUUUUACUCUAUGGUAGGUUGUACAGACUGAUUAUUUAUAUCAUUGUUUUGAGGGACUAAUGAAGGCUUAUUGUAACAUAUAAUAUUAGCAAAAACCAUAGAAUUGUAUGUAAAUGCUACAUGAAAAAUGAGGAAAAUAUUUUGCUGAUUGUAAACUUUUGUGGAAAAUUUUGUGAUAAUUUGAGAAUUAUACUUGUUUGAAUCAA
Jaculus jaculus (lesser Egyptian jerboa) is the source of this 2812-nucleotide messenger RNA. RefSeq names its product inositol-pentakisphosphate 2-kinase (gene Ippk). The transcript is spliced from 13 exons. The record is from RefSeq and is a predicted model, not a curated record. Gene Ontology annotation, cellular component: nucleus. Gene Ontology annotation, molecular function: inositol-1,3,4,5,6-pentakisphosphate 2-kinase activity; ATP binding. Bases 137 to 1606 code for a protein of 489 amino acids. Gene Ontology annotation, biological process: inositol phosphate biosynthetic process. NCBI's taxonomy places the organism in Eukaryota, Metazoa, Chordata, Mammalia, Rodentia, Dipodidae.